AUGAGCGACAGAAAAAGAAAGAACUUAAAAAAAGAAAAUAUUGAGGAGGGAGAUUACCAAGAGAAAUAUCCACAAGAAAACUUUGUAGAUCAAUACCAGAAAAUGAUAAAUGGUGAAAAUGAGGAACAAUAUGUACCAUAUCAUGAAAUGCCGUAUACGGAAAGGUACCAAGAGAACAUACCACCAGAAGGAUAUAGUUAUGAUGAGAAUGGAUAUCGUGAAAACAAUUACAAUAGUGGAUAUGGGCCCUAUCCAUAUCCCUACGAGUAUGAGAGAUGUCCCACGAAUGGGACUAACUACGCUGAGUACCCACCUUAUAUGGAUUAUCAGUCAAAAAGAGGGGUCACUUCAUCUCCUCAUGGAUAUAGCAUGGUUCGGGAAGAGUCUCCCGAGUCAACUCCUUCUAAGCCCUUGGAUUCUGACUCGUAUGAGGAAAAGAAAACAAAGAGAUGUGGGAGGCAGAAAAUAACAAUGAAGUAUAUUCCUGAAAAAUGUAGAAGGAGCGUAACCUUUAGUAAGAGAAAGAAGGGAAUAAUGAAGAAAGCCUUUGAGUUAAACGUUCUGACUGGAACUCAGGUUUUGUUACUCGUUGCGUCUGAGAGUGGUCAUGUCUAUACCUUUGCUACGCCAAAACUCAAGCCAAUUAUUUCGAACCACGAAAGGUUGAUCCAGCAGUGUUUAAAUGCUCCGUGUACGCCAGAAGAGGAGAAUUAUAGCUUUAAUCAAGGAGAUGAGAAUAUGAGAUUUGAAGACAAGGAGAAGUAUUGUAAAAGGGAUGGCUCCCAUGGGAGUCAAGGAUACAACAAUUAUUAUAGUGAUGAGAUAUGA
Messenger RNA from Nylanderia fulva, 828 nucleotides. The record is from RefSeq and is a predicted model, not a curated record. NCBI's taxonomy places the organism in Eukaryota, Metazoa, Arthropoda, Insecta, Hymenoptera, Formicidae.